Molecule: messenger RNA, 2082 nt
Organism: Penicillium macrosclerotiorum
Lineage: Eukaryota; Fungi; Ascomycota; Eurotiomycetes; Eurotiales; Aspergillaceae
Product: putative APSES transcription factor
Exons: 3
Coding region: 1-2082 (693 amino acids)
Cellular component (GO): MBF transcription complex; SBF transcription complex
Molecular function (GO): transcription regulator activity; protein binding; DNA binding
Source: RefSeq, a predicted model, not a curated record
AUGGCGGGAAUGGAGUCGAUUUACUCUGCUACCUACAGCAGUGUCCCGGUGUAUGAGUUCAAGAUCGAUGGCGACAGUGUAAUGAGACGACGAGGGGACGACUGGGUCAAUGCUACGCAUAUUUUGAAAGCUGCCGGCUUUGAUAAGCCUGCAAGAACUCGAAUCCUGGAACGAGAGGUCCAAAAAGGCGUACACGAGAAGGUUCAGGGUGGCUAUGGCAAAUACCAGGGAACAUGGAUCCCACUUCCAGAUGGUCGCAUGCUUGCAGAACGCAACAAUAUCCUUCCGAAACUGCUUCCAAUUUUUGACUAUGUCGCUGGGGACCGCAGUCCUCCCCCAGCACCAAAACACACUUCAAACGCUUCAAAGCCAAGAGCACCGCGAAAAUCUACCAAUCGUACGGCCGCCGCUGCCCCGGAGAUAUUCAAUGUGGUUCAGCCCCAGCGGAGCAUGGGUCCUCCCACUUUGCCUCAUGAGCAAUAUGAGAUGAGUGCUGCAUUUGAUGAUAACGAGUCAAUUGAACAAGCCACCCUCGAGUCCUCAUCCAUGGUGGCAGACGAAGAUAUGUUGCAAAUGUCUCAACACGGGGCCCGCAAGCGGAAGCGGGGGAUGACUGAGGCGGCUGUCAUGUCCAUUAGUGAGCAGGAGCAUAUCAUCUAUGGUGAUCAACUCCUGGACUACUUCAUGACUGUAGGGGAUGCCCCUCAGGCGACUCGGGUCCAGCCUCCUGAACCCCCAGCCCAUUUUCAAGUAGAUCGAGCGAUUGACGACUCUGGCAACACUGCCUUGCAUUGGGCUUGCGCGAUGGGAGAUCUAGAAAUCGUUCAGAAUUUGUUGCACAGAGGAGCUGAUGUCAAAGCGCUGUCCAUACACGAGGAGACGCCGCUUGUGCGUGCAGUGUUGUUUACCAACAACUACGAGAAGCGAACGUUCCCCGCGCUUCUAGACAUGUUACUCGACACCGUCUCCUUCCGAGAUUGGUUUGGAGCCACUCUGUUUCACCAUAUCGCCGAGACCACCAGAAGCAAAGGCAAGUGGAAGAGCUCGAGGUAUUAUUGCGAGGUACUCCUUGACAAAUUAUGCAAGACUUGUUCGCAGGAUGAGAUUGAUCUUCUAUUAUCAUGUCAAGAUGAUAAUGGCGACACCGCUGCCUUGGUUGCUUCACGCAACGGCGCUUUUCGUCUCGUGAAUAUGCUUCUUACCCACUGUCCCCGGGCCGGAGAUCUCAUGAAUAAGAAAGGAGAGACAGCCACAAGUAUCAGCCAACGGUCACAUCUGGCUGAUCAUGACAUUCCACCCGCCCCUUCAUCUGUAACCAUGGCAAAUGACCAAUUCGAUGGGAUUGGAGGUGAUUUGAUGCCUUCUGAUCGCCAUUCAGCGGUUCCACCUGUGGAAUCCGCAACAACAUCUGACCUGCUUUCUAAGAUCGGCACGAUAAUGGCCGAAGCAAACAAAAAGCUUGCUGUGACAUACGGCAACUCGAAAAUUGACCAGCAAGACUCAAAUGACGUUGCAAACCCUGAAGCAUUGUUCGAGCAGCUGGAGUCAGAUCGUCAGAAAAUUCAAAAGCAAGUGGCCGCUCUGGCUGCAAGGGAGAUUGAACAAGAGCCUAGUGAAAGUCAACUUGGUCGAUAUGAGAGGCUUCGUGCCAAUUAUGAGUCCCUUGUGGAACAGAUGCAGUAUGCUCAUCUGUCCCAGAAAUUAAGAACAGGGGCACCUUCAGAACCCCCGACUCCAGAUCUGUCCUCUCUCAAACAGGAUGAGCUGGUUAUUCGAUUCCAGCUUGCACACGAUUUGGUAACAGCUCAAAAGAGACGCCAGUCUACUGUCAAACAGCUUGCUCAGCAGACCGCGGAUGCUGGCGUGAGUACCAAGUUCGAUGUGCACCGUAGGCUUGUGGCGCUCGCAACCGGCCUGAAGGAAGAAGAGCUUGAUCCGAUGGCAGCUGAGCUGGCUGAGACUCUCGAAUUCGAUCGCAUGAACGGCAAGGGCACAUCCCCAGAACCAGAGCCCCGGCACUUGCCAUCUCAGAAUGAGGUGACCACGCUCCCUUCAGGACCUGGUGUUCCUGUCGAUGCCUAA